AUGUUGCAGUCAGUCUUCCAAUUUUUGAUGGCUGGUGGGGUGCUAUGUCACCUUGAUUUUCCAAUUUUUGUAGCAAAACAUUUAGAAGUGAAGGUUCUUAUUUUGGAUGUUACAACUCCAAUAUUAGUUGGUUCUCAGUUGGAGUUUCACAUACACCACGUGAAGGAGGUGGCUAGAGUUGUAAAGAUACUGUCGUUGCUCGAUUCAAAGACGGGCAAGGUGGCAAAGAAGGCCCCUCGUUGUCUUACUGCGAAACAGAGUGCUGUUGUUGAGGUAACUUCAAAUUCAGGUGGUUUUACAGGGACUAGUUUAUGUAGAUGGGUUCUCAAGUUGCAGAGCUCUUGGAAGGGUACUAGGACGAACUGUAGCUGUCGGCAUUGUAACAAGAAUUAUUGA
Messenger RNA from Humulus lupulus (European hop), 396 nucleotides. RefSeq lists its product as uncharacterized. The record is from RefSeq and is a predicted model, not a curated record. The transcript is spliced from 2 exons. NCBI's taxonomy places the organism in Eukaryota, Viridiplantae, Streptophyta, Magnoliopsida, Rosales, Cannabaceae. The coding region runs from base 1 to 396 and encodes 131 amino acids. Gene Ontology annotation, biological process: translation. Gene Ontology annotation, molecular function: GTPase activity.